Paraphaeosphaeria sporulosa is the source of this 526-nucleotide messenger RNA. RefSeq lists its product as uncharacterized. Lineage: Eukaryota; Fungi; Ascomycota; Dothideomycetes; Pleosporales; Didymosphaeriaceae. The coding region runs from base 53 to 445 and encodes 130 amino acids. The transcript has 2 exons. The record is from RefSeq and is a predicted model, not a curated record.
GGAAUCGAGCCACAAAUACGAGGGAUUCGGUCAUAGACACGGCAGUGAUCCGAUGUUAUCGAGUCUCAAGCCUCUGGAAUAUGCUUUUGAGAAGCUCAGUUCGUCGCAUGCUGUGACGCAACUCACAUAUGCAAUAGAUGUGCACGGCACAAGGAGCAUUACAGCUACGGCAAACCCCGAGCGCGAACAGUGUGCCAAUUGCGGAGCCUUUUUUGCAGAUUAUCAUCGAUUGAAGGGUCACUAUGCGGAUUAUCCAGUGCAGUGCGACGUGCAUGGCGUGUGCUUGCGAUUCGACGAUGUACUGGUGCACGCAGACGAAGACAGACAUGACAGAUGCUUUGUCAGGGCCUGCAGGAGUAUCUACAGGCUUGAAGGCGGGUGGAAGGGAUCAGUUGUUGAGGGACACAUACGUGGAUCGCACAGGCGAGAAGGGAUAUACUAUUGAAGGACAAAAAACCCGAUUGGAGACCGGUUCUGGGAGUUGCUCGCGAAUCCGAGAAGGGAGUUCUACGUUGGAGAGCGAGGU